Molecule: messenger RNA, 243 nt
Organism: Blastomyces gilchristii SLH14081
Lineage: Eukaryota; Fungi; Ascomycota; Eurotiomycetes; Onygenales; Ajellomycetaceae
Exons: 1
Coding region: 1-243 (80 amino acids)
Source: RefSeq, a predicted model, not a curated record
AUGACGUGGGGAAAAUACCGCCGCAGUAGUAGCAGAAGUAGCCUUGGUGGAUGUACCGGUACAAGGGCUCCUAUAACCGCUACUGGUGCUGCUGUACAUGUACCUGCUGCUAUUGCCGGCACGCAUCAAGCCUCGAAUAGCGGGCAUGGGCCUGUUGGCGAUGUGGCCGCUGUUUCUGCUUCUGCUGCUGCUGCUGCUGCUGCUGCUUACUGCGUACCUAGGUAUGCUUCUGCUUGCCCGUGA